Messenger RNA from Hydractinia symbiolongicarpus, 5907 nucleotides. RefSeq names its product feline leukemia virus subgroup C receptor-related protein 2-like. Gene Ontology annotation, molecular function: heme binding; heme transmembrane transporter activity. NCBI's taxonomy places the organism in Eukaryota, Metazoa, Cnidaria, Hydrozoa, Anthoathecata, Hydractiniidae. Bases 370 to 1815 code for a protein of 481 amino acids. Gene Ontology annotation, biological process: transmembrane transport; heme export. The transcript is spliced from 3 exons. The record is from RefSeq and is a predicted model, not a curated record. Gene Ontology annotation, cellular component: membrane.
GGCAGUUUAGAUUUCGGUUUGAGGAAACUACAAUCUGCCUGCUGAUCUGCUGUGUGGUAAUUGAAGUUUCGCAAUAGGCGAAACAUCUCUUGGUUUGUUAUUGGUUCGAUUUUGCCUAAAUUCGUGAAAACUUAUAUAAAACUGAAAUUUGCAAUACCUGGCAUGUCUUUAAAAUGACGAAAGCUGAUUUGGUGGUUUUAUUAGAAGGUUCACUUAACUUCAGAGGUCUCCCAUCAUAUGGUUAUAAGUAUAUAAUAUAUAUAGUCUAAAUACCAACAAAAUGAAUGUCAAUUUCAAGUUCCACUAAAAUAUAAUUUUAAAAAUAUUAGGCACUUCCUAGAGUUUUAGAUUAAAACUUAAUUGAACGUAAUGCAAACAUCCACAGCCUAUGAUGACAAGCGAAUUUAUACAGAUAUUUGCCCAAAGAAAAAAAUCACUGAUGUAAAUCCCAGAGAAAAUACACCUUGCACCAUUUCUUCUUUUCGUCCUCAAUCACAUGUGGAAGAAAAUGCUUUCCAUUUAUCAAACAGAAGAUGGCUGAUUUUAAUGGCAUACUGUUUACUAACAUUAUCUGCUGGCUCAAGUUGGCUAUGUUUUCCUGCUGUGUCAAACAUAAUGAAAGUAUAUUAUAAUAUUGGAAUUCUUGCAGUGAAUAUGUUAUCGAUAAUUUUCGGUAUUGCAAUAGUUAUUUUUUCCUUACCAUUUGCAACUUUCUUGGGUAAGUUUGGACUUGGAGCCACCCUAAAACUUGCAGCUUUUGCAAAUGUAGCUGGAGCUUCUGUGAAAUACUUUAGCACAAACAGUGAUUAUGGAUAUUGGUUUUUACUGAUUGGUAAUGCACUUGUUGCUAUAUCUGUUGCUGGAUUUUUAUUCUUACCUGGACAAAUAGUUUCGACUUGGUUUUCCGAGAAAGAAAUUGGCAAAACUACAUCAGUAUGUAUUGCUUUUGAUGCAUUAGGACCUGGGUUGGGAUUUUUACAUGCUACCUACAUGAUUCGAAAUAGUAACAACACCAAUGUUAUUGGGUCAAGCAUUCAAUCAUUUCUAUUGUCCCAGUUGGUUCCAGCUGUUUUUGUUUUCGGCUUUGUGUUAGUAACUGUGAAAAGCAAACCCAAACACCCUCCAAAUUUAUCAGCAAAAAUUUUCAAAAAUGAACAUAACAAAAUUCAAGAUAAUAAUAUUUAUCGUUAUCAUCAUUCCUUAAAGAGCGCCAUUUUUAUGUUGUUAAAGAAUGUGGACUUCCAUUUUGUCAUACACUUACAAGGAAUCACUGCAUCAAUAGAAGGCAUUUUUGAAAUUUUAUUAAAUGAAAUGCUUAUUGAGUUGUACCCAGGACAAGAACAAGGCAUUGGGAUGAUUGGAUUUUUGGCUGUAAUAUUUGGAUUCAGUAGCAACAUUUUAGUUGGCAGCAUUAUCGACAAGACAGGGUCGUAUCGGAAAGUAACGUUUGGAGUGUUUUUUCUCACAACAUUUUUUUGCAUUGUUUGGAGUGUGCUGCUUAAGUAUGUGCUUGAUAUAAUAUUUACUGGAUUGAUUUACUGUUUGCUCAUGGCAACAAGUACCUCAUACUAUACUAUUGCUUUUGUACAUGGUUUGCACGUGGCAGAACCAAUUUCACCCUCUGUCACUGGGAUCGUGUUGGUUUUAACAUCACAAAUUUAUGACACGGUUGCAUCUUUUAUUGCUACACAAAUUUUAGCUGAAAUUGGUGUGAAUGGGGUAAAUGGGACAGCAAUUGUUGUCUGUGUAUUUGCAAUUAUACUUUCCUUGUUUUUGAAAAGUGACCUGCGCAAACCUGAUCCUCAGCAGGUAUAACUUAGACAUUGUUGCUCUCUGUUUUGCUAGUAACUUUUAUUUUUUCUGGAGAAUGACAGGUAUUAAUAAUAUAUAUAUAAUGUGUUUUAAUUAUUAAGAAUUAAACAAAACCGAAUAAUAUCAUUUAAUUAUAUUCUAAAGAAAAUGUAUAUAAAUUAUUUAUGAAUCAUUUUACAUAGUUAGAGUUCUUUGAGUUUUUGAGUAUUAACACAUUGUUAAAUAUUAAUGACAUGAGUUAAACACGUGAUUUGCUGUUUGAAAAAUAUUUACACUAUUUUAAAGCAUUUAUUUCCUAAAACCCUCGUUCAACCAAUUUGGAUACAAUUCUUAGUAUCUAUUUUUAAUGUGGAUGCGUAUUUGAAAGUAUAUAUAUGGUCAAUCUUAAGAAAAGUGUUCGAAAGCAUAAAAAAACAUUGCUUUAUUUUGAUUGAAUUUUUUAUGGUGUUCCCCACCCGCAAAUGGUGGCUACCUAAAGACAUUUUUAGGAAAUUUAUUUUUGCGAUUGAGAGGCCUGAAUAGUAUUGAAAUCAAAUAUAAAUUAACUUACAUUUUUUAAACAUCGUUUUACUCAUGGUGUUCAAGAAUUUUUAAAUAUUUUUGCGAUGUAAAAAAAUUGCUGAACAUUAUUUCGCGAUUAAUCGACUUUGUUGGGAGAUAAUAUUAUCUCAACAUUACAUGGAAUCUACAAUCCGUUAAUUCGGCUUGCUACCUUGAAAAUUCAGACAUACGUUAUUAUAUAUAAUUUUGUUUUGGUAUUUUUCUAUAGCGAGAGACUGCCGCUCAAAAUAUAUAAUAUACCUUAACACCAUUAAUUUUCGCGCACCUUUUAUUUUCGCGCACACUAUUUUCGCGCCUUUAAUUUUCGCGCAACCUUCAAAAACGCCGAUUCGCGCACCCUUUAAUUUUCGCGCACCUCCAAAUUUACAAUUUUUUUUGAAGUGAAAAAAUUUUAAAAGUAAUUGAUAGACGGUUUUUCAGCUUUCCAAUGACUCUUUUCUUCUGAUUUUAAGUAAGCCCGUUGAUACAAAAUAACAUAGUUAAUAGAAAAAACACUGGUUCGGAAGAUCGGCAAACUUCAAAGGAUUCUCAAACGGUGUUUAUAAGUACGUCACGUGACCUUGAUAAUGCACGAUCAUUUCAAAAUGGCUUUAGUAUAGGAGGAAAUGAUAGUGUUUUGGUAUCCUUAGAUAUUUUUGAGGAUGACUUUAAAGAUAUUAUUGAAGUUUUAAACGAAGAUGAAUAUAUAAAUGAAUUCUCAAACAAUCUAUGUGAAGACGUAAGUAAUGGGAAAGCUUUUUGUAUGUCACAGAAAAUGUUAAUAUGACCACAUUAUCAUUUAAGAUCGAACUUGGCAACUUUCCCUGUGAAGUAUGUGACAAAGUGUGCAAAAGAAAAGGUGGAUUAAAACUUCAUUACAUUAAGAAGCACAAUAAUAAUGAGCUUGAGGCUAAGAAGGAAGAGGAACAAAAGGAAGAACUAGUUGAUGAAGAAUUUAUAACCAAACUUUUAAGAAAGGCAUUGGAAAAUGUAGUAACUAGUGACAAUGUUUUUUCAGAAAUUAUUUCAAAAGAAUUUAAAGCAUAUGAAGAGUAUGGUUUUGACAGAGCUAUCUCACAGAAAAUAGUACAUCAAUUUUGCCAACAUAAAAGUAGCCAUAACAAAUCAUCAGAAAAAUUCUUCAUACUAUACAAAUAUUGUUACACAUGCUAUAAAUUUUAUACCUCCAUCGAUAAACAGUAAAUACUUCAAAAUAGUUCUCAUGAAACUUGGUGACUUAUUAUGGACUACGAAUAAUGAAACUACAAGUGCUACUUCUGACAAAAAUAUUAAUAUAUCAGAAAAGAAAAUAGGAGGACUAUAUUGGGGGAUAUAUUUUACACAAACUUCAAGAAAUUUGAAAAGUUCAAAAAAUUGGAACAGUCUGGAAUACCAAUAAGCAAUAGCACUUAUGGAAGCAAACUUAUGCCGAAUUAGACCAAAGCGAUAGACAAAAGCGAAUCAUCAUUGGAUGGUAACGUACCCCUGAUGCACUAACUGCUGCCAUCUUCUUUUGUUCUUGCCAAAAUAGAUGGCGUGAUUUUGCGAGUAGUGUUGGACAUAAUACUGACAAAGUCAUUAUGGAGCUCUGUAUGUUGUUUAUUGUUUUUAACUCUAGCCUCAUUUUCUCUAAUUUUGACUCUAGUUGUGCACAUUUUAAGCAUUUGUUUUUUAGGCUAAUAAUAACUCGUUGUGGUGCAGUUUUUGAUAAGGGUGCUUUGAGUUUAGCUGGGGUGUGCAGCGUUUUUUCUAAAACUUUGGCAGAAUUUUUUUUUUCUGAAAACUUCACUGCAAGAAGUGCAAAUUGUUUCGUCCUGACUUUCCAUAAGCAACAGACAGUUUUUAGUCCUGUAAUACACAAAAUUUUCAUAUGGUUGUAGUCAUUGAUCUUCUCUGUUAAGUAGCUCCAAGGGUGAUUUCCGAAUUGCGUGUGCUAUGACCUGGCUAGAAAGAUCUGGUUGAGUGCCACUGCAAAAUGUGAAGUUUUCAAUGCUUACCAAAAUAUUGGAAACAGUAAUGUUUUUAAGUGAUCUUCUGCAAUUUUUAUAUAAAGUAUGAUCUUCUGUAUGAUGCCCAAAACAUCAUCAAUACACACUUCUUAGUAUGGCUCACUCCAGGGUUGCAUAAACCUUUUAAAUGUAGUAGUAUUGUCAGUUAAAAAUGUCCCACAACCAUUUAAGGAUUUUAAGUUUUUAAUGCGUGUGUUUAAAUAUUUAAGGUUUUUGUAAUAGGGGUUAUUAGUUGUGUUCCAAUGAGAUACUUCAUCAGAAACUGUACAUAACGUGAGUUAAAGCUGUCAAAUAGCACAGUAAUAUAACAACAGGACGCUAAUCGCUUGAACGAACUCGUUAGCAUCAUUCGGUAUGUUGUAAAUAGUAUAUGAUAGAUGAGAUUUAGUUAGAUAUAGAACGAGCUAUACCGCGAACUGCUAGAUCGAGCCUUCCGGCUCGGCCGAUGUCAGCAGUGAGUGGUACGCUCUGGAGGCACUGCGUAGUUAUUUUUGGAAAGAACAGGGAUUUGUCGCAAUAAAUAUGGUGUUUUUCCUGUAAAUAUAAUCAUAUGUAACAACAACAAAAAAGCACCUUUAACAUUGGAGUUCACUGCCCGGAUACGUUAACUGGUUUAGGUCUGUAUAGACUAAUGAUAACCAGCCGGAAUCUCCUGUUAUGAAUUGCUGAAGCUGAAAGACGAAAUUUUGAUGGUGGCAGCUAAUGCUAAAAAAAGAAAUAAUGAUGCGAUAAUAUAUGACUUUGUCGACCUUCACUGAUCGUUAAGAAACGCGUUUUGGGUAAUAUUGAAUAGUUAAUACUUUUCGCCGUUCCGAGGCAUAUAUCGGAGAAUUAGCCGUCCCGAGGCAGAUAUCGGAGAUUUAGCCGUCCCGAGGCAGAUAUCGGAGAAUUAGCCGUCCCGAGGCAGAUAUCGGAGAAUUAGCCGUCCCGAGGCAGAUAUCGGAGAACCAAUUAACUAUCCUAUAGUGCUCAGAAAUUAUUUACUUGAUGUUCAGUGAUAACAAUGACAAGAUACAAAUAUUAUUGAAACGUUUCUUUGAUAUGAGGCUGGACUUAAAAAUCGUGAUGACAGAAAAGCUGAUGAUAAACGACAUUAAAACAUUUUCGUUAAAGAGAAAAAAAUAAAGCCGUGAUACAUGGGGAUAUGAACCCGUAAUGUGGUUAAUGAGAAAAAGAAUGUUGUACAUAGACUUCAGAUUUUGCGUGACGUAAAUGUUUUUUAUUGGAGUCUGGGGACAGACUCUUGUGACAGAGAGGGUAAUGUUACAAUGAGAUACUUCAUCAGAAACUGUACAUAACGUGAGUUAAAGCUGUCAAAUAGCACAGUAAUAUAACAACAGGACGCUAAUCGCUUGAACGAACUCGUUAGCAUCAUUCGGUAUGUUGUAAAUAGUAUAUGAUAGAUGAGAUUUAGUUAGAUAUAGAACGAGCUAUACCGCGAACUGCUAGAUCGAGCCUUCCGGCUCGGCCGAUGUCAGCAGUGAGUGGUACGCUCUGGAGGCACUGCGUAGUUAUUUUGGAAAGAACAGGGAUUUGUCGCAAUAAA